This is a messenger RNA of Chlamydomonas reinhardtii, 6199 nucleotides long. RefSeq lists its product as uncharacterized. The coding region runs from base 49 to 5133 and encodes 1694 amino acids. The record is from RefSeq and is a predicted model, not a curated record. Lineage: Eukaryota; Viridiplantae; Chlorophyta; Chlorophyceae; Chlamydomonadales; Chlamydomonadaceae. The transcript is spliced from 29 exons.
GGUGCCAAAAUGUGCAGACAUAGAGUGACAAGCCCGACUCUGGCCCGAAUGGCCGUGUUUGUUGCCUGGCUCGGUAUUGUAGUUAAAGGGCAGACGCUAACGUUUAUCACUGGAAAGAAUGUAACGACAACAGCCAAUGCGACUGCUGCGUACGCGGCGACCUACCUGACGAGCAUCUCCACGCAGAAUGGUCUGGCCGGGUGGAACUACAUGAACGGUGGCACCUACUUCCAGGGCAGCACCGACACACACUAUCUAGGCGACACCAGCGCCAGCCCUUACGGCAGCAGCGCCAACCCCGACAAAUUCCGCACACUCAUCCGCUUCGAGGGGCUGCACAGGUACAUACCUGAUGGGGCGGUCAUAACAGCUGCGGAGCUGUCGCUCACGUUUGUAAACUGGCGAGCCCCGGUUCAGGUUCAGGGCUGCUUUAUGAACACAAGUUGGGACUACAGCCAGGGCAUCGCACCCAGGUUCCAGUCCACGGGCUGGGCCUUCGCCGGCUACAACACCGCCAGCAGCACCCCCCGGCCCUGGAGCCAGCCCGGAGCCUGGGCGGACUGCGACUCCCGCGCCGCCAUCUUUCUGGUGGUGCCCGGCAACGGCGCGUACGGCUACGUGAGCCAGACGCUGGCGCUGGACCCCCGGCUGGUGGCGGGUUGGCUGGCUGACGGCGGCAGCCACAACUUCGGCCUGCUGUUCCGGGGGCUGAACGACAGUCUGGGCCUGGUGGGCAGCGCAUACAGCGGGCCCUACGCCAUGGCGCGCCGGCCCGCGCUCAGCCUGACCUACAGCACCGCAGCAGGGGCGCAGCCGCCCAACGCCACCUACCCCGUCAAGCUGGGGGCCGUCUCGCGCAUCUGGUACGUCGCCACGUACGGCAACGACGAGGCCGGCAGCGGCCACACCGACCUGCCGUUCCGCUACCCCACCAAGGCCCUGUUUGAGGCCUGGCCGGGCGACCGCAUUUUCCUGAAGACCGGAGCCUACCCUGGUGCACUCAACAUCGAGCGGGCUGGCAUCACGCUGCAGAGCGCCCCCAGCCACUGGGCGGUGCUGUCGCUGCCACUGGAUGACCCGCAGAACGCCGUCAACGUCAUCACUGUCAGGCCCAACGCGGACUACCUAGUCAUCCAGAACCUGGAGAUCACAGGCGGCUUCUAUUACGGCAUCAUGUUCUUCACCACGUGGGAGAACUACGGCACGGCGGCGGAGCGCUCGGCGCAGGGGCGGGCCGCCAAGCAUGCACUCAUCCAGAAUGUGCGAAUCCACGACACGGGCAGCAGUGGCGUGAAGCUGGUCAUGAAGGCCACGAAUGUGACGUUCAAGUCGUGUGAGGUCCACAACACGGGCGCGCGGCUGCGGGUGGCGGGCCACGGCAUCGAGGCGGUACAGGCUCACGAUGUGACGGUGCGAGACUGCUAUCUGCACGAUAUCCCCGGCGCCGGCGUGCACCUGGCUGGCGGCUCCUCGCGGGCGCUGCUGGAGCGGAACUACGUGGAGCGGACCGGGUUUGGCUUCAACCUGGGGUUUGACACGGACACGGAGUACUUUGACACGGCGGCAAACCCGACGCUGUACGAGAGCAUCAACGCAACUGCCCGCAACAACAUACUGGUCGGCAUUAGCAUGGCCGGCAUCAACGUGUGGGCAGGAUACGGCGCCGUCAUUGCGCACAACACGCUGUGGCACACACAGGCCACGGCCCAGGCCUCCAUCCUUCUGGCGGCCACCCCGCGCGACAGCGGCACAGUCACGCCCUGCGCCAACGCAGUGGUGUGGGGCAACUUGUUGGUUAGGGAGCCCGCAGCGCGGGCGGGACCCGUGUUCCAGAUCCGAGCGGGCGGUCUGGAUCCAGGUGUGGGCAACAGCACCUCGUUAGUCAUGGCCUACAACGUGUACUACGACCAAGCGGGCCUGGGCGGGUCUGUGUUCCAGUGGGGCAAGGGCGCCAUGCUGGAGGACGAGCGGCUCAACAGCACCUUUGUGGGCAACGCCAGCGGCUGGGCCGCCCACUGCUCCUCCCGGCUGCGCCAGUCUUUCUGCGACGUCAACAGUACCGAGGCGGACCCGCGCUUGGGCGCCGACUUCGGCCCGCUCUUCCCAUGCAGCCCUGCGGUGCGCCGCGCCGCCCGCAGCUUGCCCGGCCGCGGCAGUGCUCAGGUGGUGACUGACGACUUCUACGGCCGCAAGCGGCCAAGCACGGGCCCAGUCGACGCAGGCGCGGUGCAGUCGACAAAUGUCAGCGGCACGCCGGUCAAGGUGGUGGGCGCGUUGCCGCCGGUGCCGGCUGCAUUUUCGGCUCGGGCGCCGUACAACGGUGCAGCACAGAAGCCGGUGUACGACAAGCAGUGGCCGUACGAUUUUUGGCGUACGCGCGUGUGCAAGGACUUGGUGGUGGAUUCACUCAACGGCACGGACAACCAGGCGUUUGUGUACGACAGCUCGUAUGCUUGGCCCUUCAAGACCAUCCAGGCCGCACUGGUCAACAUUAACCAGUGCGACCGGAUUCUGCUGCGCGCCCAGACGCACGCGGGCGGCUUUGGCAUCUACCGGCCUAACGUGACCAUCACCACCUACCCAGCUGACCUGGCGGCCGGCAAGCGCGCGCUGGUGCUGUGCAACGCCACCGGAGACAAGCCGUGCAUUCGCACCGGCGACGGCUUCUACGGUGGUGCGGCCGCCAUCAACCUAAACAACUUCGACGUGGCCAUGUCUGGUGGCGCCACCGGUAGCUGCAUCCACCUGAACGAGGGCGCCGGCAGCGGCACCUCAGCCUACUGGGCCUGGUACCUGGCCACAGCCGGCAAGACGGCGGUGGGGCCCCGCCUGUCCUACAUUCAGAACAUGGCGCUGACGGGCUGCGGUCUGCACGGCAUCAAGCUGUCCACCUUCAUCUACGGCGUGGUUAUGCAGAACAUAGUCAUCAGCAGCCCGGCGCAGGCGGGCAUCGAGGUGCGCGGCGGCGGCGACCUAACCAUCCGGCAGUGCAACAUCACGGGCGCGGGCGAGACCGCCAUCCGCCUGGGAGGCGGCGCGCGCAACUGCCUCGUCGAGCGCAACUUCAUAAAGGACUUCGGCGGCCGCGGCAUCCUGCUUGGCUCCGACAACACCGAGGUCGCCUACAUGAAUGUGGACUGGGCGCGCAGCAGCACUGGCUCCUGGCACGACAACAUAAACUCAGUUGUGCGGAACAACAUCAUCCACGGCGGCGCGGGCGCGGGCAUCGCCUUCUACAGCGCACGUGACGCGGUGGUGGUCCACAACACACUGCUGGGGGUGGCGGCGUCCAUGCAGGCUGGCGUGCUGCUCAAUCUGUCCCCCAAGCUGUUGAGCCCAUUGCGUGAGGUGGCUGCGCCCAACACCAACAUAACGUUCAAGAACAACAUCGUGGUGCUGGGCGGCCCGGCCUCAGCCUCGCUGGUGCUGGAGGCACGCAUCAUGCAGGCGUCCCUGCUCACGCGCAAUCUCAACACCUCCCUGCCGCAGCUGCCGACCACCAACUCCUCUGGCACCAACACCACGGCCGCCUGCCCUGUUGCCGGCACGAGCACCACUAACACAAGCACAGCCGCGGGGCACCGUCACCACCGCCACCUGCUCCGGUCCACACCGGAUCCACAAGCUGUCUCACCUGACACUGACAGCAGUGAGCACCGAGAUCUUCCUCAGAAUGCUCACCUGCUCCGCCGCCAACUGGGCGGCAUGCCAUUCGCCGAGGCUUACAUCAAUGCCCCAGGCGAGCAGGGCCGCGACGCCGACGGCGCCUGCCCCAUGUUCCCACGCGACCAUGCCUGGCACAUGGACGUGCGGGCGCUGCCCCUGCACCCCAACGGCGACGCGCUCCGUGCCCGUAUUGGCGGCGGUGGUCUGCACCCUGACUUUGGCGGCGGGUACGGCAGUGGCGCCACGCGUGUGCUGUACGGCAUUCCCUUCCUAGUAGUGGACAGCAGCCGGGGCACGCAGCUGGUGAAGAUCGACAUCGGCCCGCACGGGUACCCUGGUGAGUCGGAUCGGGGCCCCACCUCCACCUUCCCCUUUCCGCCCAACACACCCGUGGAGGGCGCCUACGCCAACUGCCCGGACACCACGUGCGGCGGUGACCGCCACAUCCUGGUGGUUGACAACGCCACGUGCCUGCUGUACGAGGCGUGGAGGAGCUUCCCGCCUGCGCUCAACUUGACCACCAACCGCUGGACGGUUGACAUUGUGGCGCGCUUCAACCUGUCGCGCAACGCGCUGGGGCGGCCGCUGGGCUGGACUUCCGCUGACGCCGCGGGCCUUGCCAUACUGCCGGGCUUGGUGCGGUAUGAGGAGAUCGUGCGGGGCUACAUCGAUCACGCCAUUCGCUUCACGGGCCCCAAUUCCCGUGCUGCCUACGUCCCGCCCGCAACCCACUUCGCGCCGGCCGGCUACACGGGUCCUGACGCGCCGCCCAUGGGCCUGCGUGUACGACUAAACGCCUCGUACGACUGCUCGCCACUAAAGCGCACGGCGCGCAUCUUCUGUACGGCGCUUAAAACGUAUGGCGGCAUCUUUGCUGACAACGGCUCUCCCUGGUACUUCUCGGGCGAGGCCACGACGCAGUGGGACGCGCUGCUGUCUGAGAUCCAGGACAUCAAGCUCAUCCCCUCCAGCGCCAUGGAGGUGCUGGACAGCGGCUGCUACUGCAUCAACGCCGACUGCACCCUGUCCGAAUGCGGCGGCGUGCCCAACGCCGACCCCAGCGCCCUGGCCGUGUACACGCCCUUCACCAACACCUCCACCCUGUCCUUUGCAAACAACUACUACUACCGCCCCGCAACCAGCUCCUACGGCAGUAGCAACAGCAGCAGUGGCGGCGGCGACGGCGGCACGGCGGCGGCACCCGCUGGGCGGUAUGUGGACCGCCGUGCGCCGCCCCUGGGCCCUGGGUAUGAUGGCGGGCUGGCGGGCUGGCAGGCGUACCUGUCGGGUGACACGGGCAGCGUGGAGGGAGACGCCAAGGUGAACAUCAGCCGCGGCUACCGGCCCGGCAGCGGCAGCCCGGCGAUUCGGUCGGUGCCGCGGCUGGCGGCGGCGGGCGAUGAUUACUACGGCAAGCCGCGUGGCGCGGUGGGCAACUUGACGGACGCCGGCGCCGCGCUGUCCUAGGCUUGACAGUAGCGGCUUGCAUUAUGGGUUUGCGUAUUGAACAUACGCUGCAUUGCCAUGUAUGUAUGCAGAAAAUGAAGUGGAUAAGUGGAUUGGCGGGGUAUGCCCCCUUGGCGAUAGUUUUGUGCUGUGAGCUUUCGUACCGCGCACUUCAAGGUAAGGCCGCCUUGCCGGCAGCACCGUGUGUGUGUGUGUGUGUGUGUGUGUGUGUGUGUGUGUGUGUGUGUGCGUGUUUGCGUGUGUGCGUGUGUGUGUGCGUGUGUGUAGGCGUGACCCGGACGGAACCGUCGCCGGAGUUGAAAGACACUCCCCUGCGAGUUGGUUGCUAGCAAGGUGGAGGGAUGCAGAGCACGCAUCUCAACACAUGCCGUAAUAAGUUGCCGGUGCUGCGAGACACUCCUCGCAGGCCCUUUCUCCGACGAAAACUCCAGCGCGCGUUUUCAUUGCCUCAAUAAAGACGGGCCUGCUAGGGGUCACUGCCCCGCUCGGGUUCCAUACGUGUACAGUAUACUGCUUAUUCAUAUUCUUUCGUGCACUUUUGCGCCGCAACACAUUCAUGCGCAUUGAUGGAGCCUUUGAUCACGCAAUGGACUGCAUGCCCAUUGCGAAUAAGGUUUUGUUACAGUGUUGCAAGCGACUCCUUGAUUCCCGGCGCUGCAAGCUAUCUAGGCUUUCAUAUCGGACGUUGCAGGGCACCGCUGGCGUUGCUGGGUUGUUGGGAAGCAGCGGUUAGUGUGUGUUCAAGAGAAACGACAAGCGCAUGGAGUGUGUGUAUGUGUGGUGUGUGUGUGUGUGUGUGUGUGUGUGUGUGUGUGUAUGUGGUGGGGGUCAUACGGAAAGCGAACACGUAGGCCGUGUGCGUUUGUGAGUGUCUCCACGAUGUAGCUGGGGCCAGGGUGUGCCCAGCAUCCCUGGCUUGGUCGGAUCGUGAGCUGUGCUUCUGUGCUGUGAUGGGCGCUGACAAGCGCGUCCUUCUGGGCAGCGUGUUUGCGGGCAGGGGACGACAAACCCAACGUGUUGGCAUGAGACACGCCAAGAAGUAACACGCACGCCACUUAAAUGCUGU